AAAGGAAGUUGCGGGAUGAAGUUAAAAGCCUUCGACACACUGCAGCUUUGCAGACACCCACCACGGAAGAAAAGGCAGAACAAGAGCACAAGUUUGACAAUGAGACUAUGAGAAGAAGGCAGAGAGGUGAACAUCAAGAAAGAAGACAUAACCAAGCCAAGACAAACUGAAGAACUCAAACAUGGAGUUGUGGCGUCAGUGUGCGAUGUGGCUGAUUGAUUGCAGAGUUCUUCCUGAGAACCACCGAGUGACGUGGGACAGUGCACAGGUGUGCGACUUGGCUCAGGCUCUAAGAGAUGGCGUACUGCUCUGCCAGUUGCUUAACAACCUGCUGCCUCAGGCCGUCAACCUCAGAGAGAUCAACCUACGGCCGCAAAUGUCCCAGUUCCUGUGUCUGAAGAAUAUCCGGACAUUUCUGGGAGUCUGUCAGGAGAAGUUUCAUCUGAAGAAGAGUGAACUGUUUGAAGCCUUUGACCUGUUUGAUGUACGAGACUUCGCCAAGGUCAUAGAAACCUUGUCCAUCCUGUCUCAUUCAUCCAUCGCUCUACAAAGAGGUCUCCAGCCUUUUCCUUUAGAAGGAUGCACUCCUGAUGAAGAAAUCUACAGCGGCCUGUCUGACCAGAUAGAUGACACUGUGGAUGAGGAUGAUGACUUAUACGACUGUGUGGAGGACGAGGAGAAUGAAGGAGAUGAAAUAUACGAGGAUUUGAUGAGGACUGAUGAACAACCUGAAGCUCAGCAGAAGACUGGUGUAGAUAAACGAGAGUGCUGCCUGCAGGAAAUCAGGCAAACAGAAGAAAAAUACUCAGAAACACUGCAAUCUAUAUUACAGCACUUUAUGAGGCCUCUUGAACGGUUUCUUCAGGCACAAGAUAUUGAGAGUAUCUUCAUCAACAUAGAGGAUUUGGCCAACACCCAUCGGAAAUUGUUGGAGGAGGUCCGUAUGUCUAUCCUAAACUUUGGAGCGAAGACCCUCUAUCAGGUGUUUUUGGACUACAAGGAGAGGCUCUUAUUAUAUGGUCGUUACUGUAGUCAGGUGGAAGCAGCAACAAAGCACCUCGACAAGCUUUCCAAUGUGAGGGAGGAUAUCAGGAUGAAACUGGAGGAAUGUUCAAACAGAGCCAAUAGUGGACGUUUUUCCCUCAGAGAUUUACUCAUGGUCCCGAUGCAGAGAGUCCUUAAGUAUCACCUGCUGUUACAGGAGCUGGUGAAGCAUACCACUGACCCAACAGACAAGGACAAUCUCCGCACAGCUCUGGAUGCCAUGAGAGACCUGGCACAGUGUGUGAAUGAAGUGAAACGAGACAAUGAGAUCAUCAGACAGAUCACCUCUUUCCAGCUGUCCAUAGAAAACAUGACUCAUUCGCUGGCACACUAUGGUCGACCCAAGAUCGAUGGUGAACUGAAGAUCUGCAGCUCAGAGAAAAAGUCAAAACAGGACAGGUAUGCAUUUCUCUUCGAUAAGGCCAUGUUUGUGUGUAAGAAGAAGAGUGGAGAGACAUUUGAGCUAAAGGAGAUCAUUGAACUGCAGCACUACCAGAUACGAGAUGAAUCUGCUGGAGAAAAAGAUAAUAAAAAGUGGUCCUAUUUGUUCCUUCUCCUGGACUGCUACGGGAGAUGUGGGUAUGAUUUAUUCUUCAAAACCAGAGAGCUAAAGAAGAAAUGGCUGGAACAGUUUGAGAUGGCUCUGUCAAAUAUGUGUCCAGAGAACUCUACAGCCAACAACCAUGACUUCCAGAUGCACAACUUUGAGGAAACCACCUCCUGCAAGGCCUGCUCCAUGCUCUUAAGAGGGAUAUUUUUUCAGGGAUAUCGCUGCACGCGGUGUAAAAUGGCUGCACAUAAAGAGUGUUUAGGCAGAGUCCCUGCCUGCGGACGGAACUCAGAUCAUUCAGCCACUAUAAGGAAGAAUAAGACGAGGUCGUCUGGACAUGCAAGUGUUGGCUUUCCUAAGAUGGAGGUCUGCCAGGAGUAUUAUGGUCUGCCUCCACCUCCCGUGGGCUUCGGCCAACCACUUCACCUCUCCAAAGGCGAUAUCAUUGAGUUGACCAAGGCUGAGGUUGACCUGCCGUGGUGGGAGGGCAGAAACCUGACUGUUGGUCAAAUAGGGUGGUUCCCCUGCAACAAAGUCCAGCCCUAUGUUUCUAGGCAGACUUCUGACCUGUCUGGCUACAGCUGGUUUGCAGGGACCAUGGAUCGAACUGCUGCCAAGAACCUCCUAAUGUCACGGUCUGAUGGGACCUUCCUUGUUCGACAGAAGGAUGGAGGAGAGUUUGCCAUCAGCAUCAAAUUCAACAUGGACAUCAGACACAUUAAAAUCACCUCCGCCGAAGGCCUGUACCGCAUCAACGACAAGAAGGCGUUCAGGGGUUUAGUGGAAAUGAUUCAGUUUUACCAACAGAACUCUUUGAAGGAAUAUUUCAAGGAUGUGGACACCACUCUGCGCAUACCAUAUAAGCAACCAGAGCAAAGCAACUCACCUAACAACACACCAAACUCCACACCAGGUGGCAGCAUGCGCAGUUUUGGAGUAGCUCGGGCCAGGUACGAUUUCUCUGCCAGGGACCGAUCAGAACUGUCACUGCGGGAAGGAGACACCAUCAAGAUCCUCUCUAGGAAAGGUCACAGCGGCUGGUGGAAAGGGGAGGUGUAUGGCCGGGUUGGUUUAUUUCCUGCCAACUACGUAGAGGAGGAUUAUUCUGACUACUGCUGACUUGACCCACAGAAGAGACACGUAGACCCUUACAAUCCCAGUCUAGGUCUGCACAAUAUGUGGAUUCCUCUGACUGCAUUAAACUCAUAUGCAUGUGUGACUGAGAUGCUGUUACUUUUGGUCUAAUGACUGUGUAGUGAUGUGAAUAAAACUUGUGUUCAGUUGAAUUCUGCACCUCUGGAUUAUGUUAGUACACCAACCAACAUCCACAGUAUGGCCUAAAAUAUGUAAACAACAAAAUAUUCAAGUGUUGUCUCACUUUACUUUGUCUACAUAAUGGAGACAAAAUGUAAGAAUAUUAAAAGUUAUGCUUGACAAAAAUAGCUGCUGAAGUAACCAGUGAAAAAUUACAGCAUAGUACAAGUGUAAAAUUAAACUCCAGUGUAGUGAGGGACCAGCCAAUAAAGCAGAAUAAAACUUUUGAGAGAACAUAAAAUCUGUACUUGAAUAUGGUGGAGCAGAACACUUGAAAUCUGUAUUUUUAACAUUUGUAUGAGGAAUAUACACACAAAUGUAUUUUAGGCUCAUUCUGUUUAAGAA
Molecule: messenger RNA, 3253 nt
Organism: Sphaeramia orbicularis (orbiculate cardinalfish)
Lineage: Eukaryota; Metazoa; Chordata; Actinopteri; Kurtiformes; Apogonidae
Gene: vav1
Product: vav guanine nucleotide exchange factor 1
Exons: 29
Coding region: 182-2713 (843 amino acids)
Biological process (GO): intracellular signal transduction; cell migration; regulation of GTPase activity
Cellular component (GO): cytoplasm
Molecular function (GO): guanyl-nucleotide exchange factor activity; protein binding
Source: RefSeq, a predicted model, not a curated record